AUGCACGUCUCAAAAACCCUUCUCCUCCCUCUUUGUCUGGCCACCUUUUCCUCAGCCCUCAGAACGGGCUGCAGAGAUGGCGAAGUUGCAGUAGGCACCUGGCAGACAUGUACACUGGGCGAUCCCAGAGGCGGCCCCAGUUGCGGUGACCUGCACGCAACCAUCUACGCCAACGACUGCGGCAUGAUCUCUUACUCGCGUAACGAAGGAGAUAUUUGUGACGUUGAUGGUGGCUGGCCUUCUGGACUAAAACAUUCUUAUACCAUCGCUACCUGGGGAUCUAAGGAAACAUGA
Messenger RNA from Fusarium verticillioides 7600, 294 nucleotides. RefSeq lists its product as hypothetical. Bases 1 to 294 code for a protein of 97 amino acids. The transcript has 2 exons. The record is from RefSeq and is a predicted model, not a curated record. NCBI's taxonomy places the organism in Eukaryota, Fungi, Ascomycota, Sordariomycetes, Hypocreales, Nectriaceae.